Macrosiphum euphorbiae (potato aphid) is the source of this 540-nucleotide messenger RNA. The record is from the annotation of a GenBank genome assembly. Lineage: Eukaryota; Metazoa; Arthropoda; Insecta; Hemiptera; Aphididae.
AUGGAUACGACCGCGCAAUACCUCGCCCAGAUCAGUCGCGCCCCCGGGACAUCUGCGGUCGGGGCCUCCGCCGCAGCAACCGCAGGAUCGCAACCCGCCUCAAAAAAGCAGAAGACGAAGGAUGAAGCUGCUCGUUCUACGUUGAAAAAAUACGCCGCAGAAAUCCAGACCAUUCUCAAGGACAGCAUUAUUCACCUGAACGACGCAUUUGCUACAGCAUCCUGCUACCUGGAUAAAGCGAUCGGCGUUAACACAAGCAAGUUCGCCGUCGAACUCGUCAAAGAGUUUCGGGACUGCACGGUCAAGGCCAGAGACCCUCUAGUGAUGCUCCUGAACAAGAAAGGCAAGCUGAAGGGAUUCUCCAGGGCCGCCGGGAAGAUCUUCGAUCCAAUGGAUGCCGCGACCCAAACAACAGACUCCGCUACCUCGUCCAGCACCAACGAUGCGUCCACGGACAUGGAGUUGACCCCAGCCCAUUGGGACAGCACAGAAGUUAGAGAGGCGAAGGCAGCCGCCAAGCGGAGGAAAACUAUGCGAUGA